Zophobas morio is the source of this 1171-nucleotide messenger RNA. RefSeq lists its product as uncharacterized. Bases 53 to 1171 code for a protein of 372 amino acids. The transcript has 3 exons. NCBI's taxonomy places the organism in Eukaryota, Metazoa, Arthropoda, Insecta, Coleoptera, Tenebrionidae. The record is from RefSeq and is a predicted model, not a curated record.
CCGCCAAUCCAGCAAAAACUGCAGUUCUUAUCUUUGUCCAAUCGAACUUGUCAUGGCGACCCGUUUUUCCUUCGUCUUUUUUCUUCUGCUAGGCUUGGCCUGCUCUCAAAAUCCCACUCCUACGGAGAUCGACAACCCUUUCAAAGGUAUCUGGGUUAUCGUACUCAAAGGCUUCGACCGAAUGGGCGAAGGCAUAGACAAUAUAGAGUUGUGCCUCACUGUUUUCGGCAAGCUUGCUUCGAAGGUCAUGUCCGAAACCACGCAGGACCUGAUUGACACCGGCUUCUCAGGUCCCAAAAACAUUAGAGACUUUGUGUUCAAAAAGUGGCCCUCACUCUUAGGCGGCAACUUUUUAAGGAACCAGCUGAAGUUGGACGGCAAGUGUUGGGCCGAAUCCACAUCGGAUAAGUUCGUCCAGAGUGGAAUUCAAGAGGCGUUGACAUGUUUUGCAACAUUCCCUAAACCUCUUGACAAUGUGAAAACUCUAGGAGGCAAGGUUAAAUCGCAAAUUCAGUGUUUACCUGGGGCGAUCGGCAACAUUUCUAACGCGGACACUCUUACUGGGUUGGGCAAAAAUGUAAUAGACUUUUUUGGCAAGGCGGGCACAAGCAUGGGUGGCGUGGCAUUGGCUGGAGGGAAGACGGGGUUGUCUCUCGCUUCAGGCAUGCCUGAAAUGUUGAUUUGCAUCGGAGGGAAGAAGCUGAUCAAGGAACCGAAGGCCAUCAUCAAGAGUUCAAUCACGUCUAGGGCACACUUGUUCGGCCGCAGGACAAACACGCCCUACAUGACACAGGGCCAUUAUCCAGGUAUUUGCAUACUUUAUCGUCCCGCGUUCGCAACGCUUUGUACCGGCAGCGGCGUCUUAUUGGGAAUAUCGCGUGUUCUCGGACAGAUAAAAGUGGCCUGGAUAAUUUUAGAUGGGUCGGAAUUUGGGCCCGAUGCAUUAUUUAUGGGGCGUAUUAAAUUCUGCGAAAUACACAUUUAUUCGAUGCGCGCGAUGUAUAUGGAUGAAGACGAGGGUCCGGGGGAUAUUUAUGGGAGGCGGCGAAAAAUGUCGGUCAAUUGGCGGAUCGGAGCCGCGCAAAUGGCGCAGUCGGUGGGAUUCGGCAUUAGGGCCCGAAUUACCGCAACACUCGCCAACUUUGCGCCGCCUAAUCGACAGCACACAUAA